CAAUAGCAGCAGCUGUUGUUGCCUCUCUUGGUGGGAAGGGCAGGUUGUUGCAGCUGUUAGAGUUGAUUUCACUCCACGUUGUGGAUUAAACAUUGUGUCGGUAAACACACAGUGCUGAUAGCAGGAGUGUGCAGCUGUGUGGAUGGGAGGAAACAGCCAGAGUCACCUCUCUGGGGAGGAUGGAGAAGGUGGAGGAGUUCACUUUGUGAAGGGCAUUCGGCUGUCAGAUAAAGUGAUCCACCGGAUGAAAGAGUCUUCAAAGGUCGUUCCUCCGCCCUCCCAGAAUGGAUGUCCUUACUCGCCUCAAACACAACCACCCACUCCAGUUCCCGCCCCAUCUGUCGAACACUUAAUACCUCUUCUGACACCUCCUCCUCCAUUCAUCCCAUCUCCACCUCCUCCUCAGGAAGCCCCAUCCACACCUCCAUCAGUGGAACCUGUAAAACUCAUCCCUCCUCCUCCUGUAAAGUUUCACUCCCUGCCUCCUACCUCUGCAUCCCCGACUCCACCUGUAGAGCCAAAAACUCCACCUCUAACCGACCGUGUUGUCCCAGCCACUCCUCCACCUCCAUCUACACCUUCUCCACAAGUAGAAGCACCUGCAUCACCUCCUCCUCCUGCUGUAGUGGAGCCAGUAGUCCUACCUCCUGUUGAAUCCUUCAUCCCACCUCAUGUAGAGCCAGAAAUCCUGUCUACACCGCCGAUAGCAGAACACGUUGUCCUACCUCCACCUGUAGAAUCAGCUCAACCUUUAGCUUCACCUCUGCCCUCUGAAACACCUCCAGCUAUUAUUGAACCUGUUGUCCUGUCUACGCCACCAGUGAAAAUGGUUCAACCUCCACCCACUGUUGAAGCUACACCAGUUGAAACAAUAACACCACCUUGUCCUGCUGCUUCAGUUCCAGUUGAAGCUGUAGUUUCACAUCCGCAAGUGGAGACGACUCUUGUUGAGCCUGUAGUCCCACCGGCUGCAGUUGAAAAAGAAGUGCCACAAGUCCGGGUUUCAGCUGUCGAUCCACCGUCUCCAUGUGAACUGGUUCCACCCUCACCUGCUCCAGAGCCGGUGGCGGCACCCUCACCUCCUCCAGAGCCGGUGGCGGCACCCUCACCUCCUCCAGAGCCGGUUGCAACACCAUCACCUCCUCCAGAGCCAGUGGCGGCACCCUCACCUCCUCCAGAGCCGGUGGCGGCACCCUCACCUCCUCCAGAGCCGGUGGCCGCACCCUCACCUCCUCCAGAGCCGGUGGCGGCACCCUCACCUCCUCCAGAGCCGGUGGCCGCACCCUCACCUCCUCCAGAGCCGGUGGCGGCACCCUCACCUCCUCCAGAGCCGGUGGCGGCACCUUCACCUCCUCCAGAGCCGGUUGCAACACCAUCACCUCCUCCAGAGCCGGUGGCGGCACCCUCACCUCCUCCAGAGCCGGUGGCAGCACCCUCACCUGCUCCAGUGCCGGUGGCGGCACCCUCACCUGCUCCAGAGCCGGUGGCGGCACCCUCUCCUCCUCCAGAGCCGGUGGCGGCACCCUCACCUGCUCCAGAGCCGGUGGCGGCACCCUCAACUCCUCUAGAGCCGGUGGCGGCACCCUCUCCUCCUCCAGAGCCGGUGGCGGCACCCUCUCCUCCUCCAGAGCCGGUUGCGGCACCCUCACCUGCUCCAGAGCCGGUGGCGGCACCCUCUCCUCCUCCAGAGCCGGUUGCGGCACCCUCUCCUCCUCCAGAGCCGGUGGCGGCACCCUCUCCUCCUCCAGAGCCGGUGGCGGCAGCGUCUCCUCCUCCAGAGCCGGUGGCGGCACCCUCACAGCCG
Molecule: messenger RNA, 1804 nt
Organism: Sebastes umbrosus (honeycomb rockfish)
Lineage: Eukaryota; Metazoa; Chordata; Actinopteri; Perciformes; Sebastidae
Product: vegetative cell wall protein gp1-like
Exons: 3
Source: RefSeq, a predicted model, not a curated record